Scomber scombrus (Atlantic mackerel) is the source of this 2760-nucleotide messenger RNA. Its product is annotated as oxysterol-binding protein-related protein 7-like. Gene Ontology annotation, molecular function: cholesterol binding. The record is from RefSeq and is a predicted model, not a curated record. Bases 1 to 2760 code for a protein of 919 amino acids. Gene Ontology annotation, cellular component: plasma membrane; intracellular membrane-bounded organelle; cytosol. The transcript is spliced from 22 exons. NCBI's taxonomy places the organism in Eukaryota, Metazoa, Chordata, Actinopteri, Scombriformes, Scombridae.
AUGGACCCCCAGGUGUGUCCACCUCCUCUUAGUAGCAGCCAGUCGAUGAUAAGCAUCCUGGAGAAGUCCCCAGCCAGUGGGUUCAAACCGGGUCACUCCCGGAACAGCAGCACCGGCUCCUCCAAACAUUCAAAGCAGUCUCGUCACUGGGAGGUGAUGGACGACUUGCAGCAAAUGGAACAGUGUGCAAUUCAAGGCUCCUCUCUGGACCUCAGUAUCCCAGGAAUCUGUGAGGGCUACUUGAUGAAGAGGAGGAAAUACCCGCUCAAAGGCUGGCACAAGAGAUACUUCCUGCUGGAGAAGGGAAUUCUCAAGUACUCAAAGUCUCAGCAAGAUAUUCAGAGAGGAAAACUGCACGGCUCUCUGGAUGUCAGCCUGGCUGUCAUGUCCAUCAACAAGAAGUCCAGACGCAUUGACAUGGACGCUGGAGACAACCUCUACCAUGUCAAGACAAAGAGUCAUGAUCUCUUCUACAUAUGGCUGACCAAGCUGUGCGCUCAUCGUGUAUACAGGAAAAACGAGGCCAUGAGCGUCCAUCACGGCGUACUUCACGCUCUCUCCAUGGGUCAGAGCACCCUGCCAGCUAUGUCCGCUUACUCUCAGAAAAACCGGACCAUGCCGUCUCACUAUGCCAGCUCAGCAUCAGUGUAUCAACCAGAGAUGGUAAGCCCCCCCGCUCCAGCCGUCGCAUCACAUCCACCUCCACCUCUAGGAGUGACCAACAAGGUGUCUGCUUGGCUGCAGCAGACCCACGACAUAGAUGCAACCUCCAAUGAUCUGGCUCGCUGUCAGGCAGAGAUGACAGAGCUGGCCCAGCUCAUCCAGCGACUCCAUUGGCUGGAAGGAGGCCUACCCGUCACAGACGUAGAUCUGGAGAGGCGAAUCAGUAUGCAGCAUCUCUCCCUUGAGAAACCUAAGAAGAGGAUAGGGAAAGGAGUCGGACACUCCAGGACCUUGUCCCGUGUUGAAGCCAUGGGAGGAAUAUUCACUUCCAGCCACCUGAGCACUAACUGCGGUUCAGUUCAGUCCAUCCCAGACUACGUCUACAAUCAGCUGUCCAACCCUCAGGUCACCUCACCUGAGGCCAAGAAGCUCCACCAGGACAUCUGCACUGUUUCCCACAGAGUUCAUUCUUCUCUCAAGUCCAUUUAUGAUGUUUUGACCAUGGAGAGAGAGAGACUGAGGCAGGCCUGGACCGGCCCAGACAUGAGGCAGAACACCUCACAUCAGCUCGCUACACUGUGCAGCACACUGUCUGAGCUUGACAUACAGUCUCAUCUGACCAAAGUCCACUCGCUUUCCCUGUCCUCUGACUCUUCUGAGGAAUCCUUCUGCACUGUCCGUGCGGACCAGAGGACACCAUCUACGAGUCGCCACAUUCACCGCACACCCUCAGUGGCCGAGUCCAUGGCCGAGUAUUUCGACGCCAGCGAGGUGAUUGUGUGCGAGACAUCAUCUGAGGCUGAAGCGUCGGAUGAGUCAGGGCUGAGUGACAUCACCACCACAAGCACUUCAGAGCCUGAGGAGGGACAUGCCACUGCUACCCUUAACUACAGAGCCAGUCUGAAUACCGCUUCUAACCAACCCAGCCCAGUGCCUACUGACACAGGUCGUCGCACAGUCCUCCCCGCCCCAGGAGCAGACAACAGCCACAUCGGCAUCAUGACCAUCCUGUACAACAACAUUGGAAAGGACCUAUCCAGAGUCUCCAUGCCCGUCGCUCUCAAUGAGCCGGUGUCUUUGCUGCAGAGACUCAGCGAAGAGCUGGAGUACUCCGAGCUGCUGGACAUAGCCAACACAAUUGACGAUCCAUAUGAGAGAAUGGUGUAUGUGGCAGUGUUCUCCAUCUCUGGAUAUGCCUGGGCAUCCUGGAGGUAUCGCUACAAACCCUUCAACCCUGUUCUAGGAGAAACGUACGAGAGCGACAGAGAAGACAGAGGCUUCCGCUACGUCAGCGAGCAGGUCAGCCAUCACCCACCCGUCUCAGCCUGCCACGCAGAAUCAGAAAACUUCACUUUCUGGCAAGAUCAGAGAUGGAAGAACAAGUUUUGGGGGAAGUCAGUGGAGAUCCUCUCUAGUGGACAGGUCAACGUUACCCUACCCAAGUACGGUGAUCACUAUGAAUGGAACAAGGCUGUGACGUGUAUUCACAAUGUGCUGAGUCAGCAGCGCAGAAUGGAACACUACGGCGAGGUCGUCAUCAAGAACACACAGAACGACACCUGUACCUGCAAAAUCACCUUCGUCAAGUCUCGGUACUGGAGCUCAGAUAGCAGUAAAAACGAGGUCCAGGGUGUGGUUCUGGACCGGGCUGGAGAGGUAGUCCAUCGUUUUGGAGGGCUCUGGCAUGAGGGCAUCUUCUGUGAUACACUGUCUACACCAAAGUGCAUCUGGAAGCCCAACGUGCAGCCUGAUGACUACCAGCAGUUCUAUGGCUUUUCUCGUUAUGCCAGAGAACAAAACGAAUUGACGCCUGACCUGAAGACCGUCCUCCCACCUACAGACACGCGCUACAGACCAGACCAGAGAAUCCUGGAGGAGGGAAAGUUAGCAGAGGCAGAUAAAAAGAAGGACGAGGUAGAGGAGAAGCAGAGGGAGAGGAGGAAGGAGAUGGCUAAGAAAGGAGAGGAGCACAUCCCCAGGUUCUUCAGGAAAUCUCUGGAUGAAGCCGGCAGAGAAGUGUGGCUGUCCAACGGAACCUACUGGAAGCUCCGUAAAGACCCAGGCUUCGCCAACACGGAGAACCUGGACCUGUGGUAG